Molecule: messenger RNA, 3816 nt
Organism: Engraulis encrasicolus (European anchovy)
Lineage: Eukaryota; Metazoa; Chordata; Actinopteri; Clupeiformes; Engraulidae
Product: mucin-2
Exons: 10
Coding region: 664-3798 (1044 amino acids)
Source: RefSeq, a predicted model, not a curated record
CACAGCACUCCCAGAGGUGUUUCCGUUGGAAAGGGGAUUCCAGGGAUUCUACACGUUUGAAACUCUCUCCCUCGUGGCGUUAGUGAACUAGUUCUCAAACAGGCAAAUUUAUUUUACUUGCAGCGCGUGUCGUUAGACUGGUGUUGAUGGUGGACUACUUUUAAGGGAUAUUUGAGACUCUUUCGCGCCUGUCUUGGUAACAAUAGUGGGCUAUUUUACUUUAACAAGCGACUGUUUUUUGUCUUCACUGGACUGAGAGGGCAUGGUGGACAACAAUAGGAUUGUUUAUUGUGCUGUAUGAAACCGUCUUCAGAGAAGAGUUCAUGGAGGAAAAUCUUUCUCGUUUGUCUUCAGUAGAUAAACGCUGGAGUCGUCUCAUGGCGUUUAUUCACGUAAUUAGGAAAUAUUGCCGGGCGUAGUUCCUUAUCAUUUUUUUGGUGGACUACUUUAUUUUUUAUUAUUAAUAUUUAUUUCUCUUUUGUGGACUUUUGUUUUUAGCAUUUUUAUCACUUGUGUGGAUUACUUUGAAGACGAUGAAGAUGGUAGUAGGCCUAUUUGUGAAGGCCUAGAUGAUUUUUUUUAAAAAUCUAUUUGCGUACGUGUAUAUUUACUAUAUUUACAGUAUUUGUGUAGAUGUGUGUGUGUGUGUUAUUCUGCGUAUAGAUGUCGUUGAUGUGGAUGGUAUUGACUUGGAUGCUCGCUGCUGCUCCUGUACUGUCUGGGAGCGGCACGCCUCAACAGGACUGGCACACUACAUAUGCAGACUCUCCCCUUCCUCAGGAAAACACACACAAUGGACAGGAAACGCCUGCAAUCACACACACACUCACACUCACACACACACUCUCACACACGCACACACACCCCACCAGGUCAGUCCCACCCCUGAACACACACUCUCCUGCUGACACACAGACACCAGACAGCCCUGACCUCGCACACACCCCUCACACACACACACACACCUCACCUCACCGGAGCACAAACACACACAACACUCCACAUACACCCAUCACCUCACACUCAUCACUCUCACACACACGUCAGUCACACACUCACACACCUUCCAACUCACACACUCUCUCCAACACACACGAGGGUAGGGCAACAACACACACACAGUCACAUACAUUCAGCUCAGCCGUCACAGAGCGUACAAACACACCUUCACGGUCGCCCUCCCAUACACACAUUCCCACAGAACACACACACUCUCGCACACACCCCGCAGAACACACACAAACUCACACACACACCGCAGCCCUCAGCACUAGUUCCCAUGGCGACUCCCAAUCGCAUUCAGAGGGGCGGAGUCCUCGCAGCAUCAGAGACCGUCCCCUGGUUACCAUGGAAACCAGCCCGGCCGGGACGGCAACAGGAACAGGAACAGGAACUCUGUCCCUGGAAAUGACAUCACCACUCAGUCGUCAACACGACAACAGCGGAACAGCGGUCGUUACGGAGACUCAACCGUCAGACAGGAGCAAUGCAGCGCCGCACAGCUCUGCUGCUGAGGAUCUAGACGUCACCAAUCACACACAGACAGAGUCAACAUUCCUCCGGCAAAAUAUUGUUAAUCACACACAGACAUCCAGCCGAGACAUUGUUAACCACACACAGACAUCAACCCUGUACACUCCGGAUCACAAACAGACAACAUCAAUAUCAACAUCGACACUCCAGACCCCAGGCAAUCACACACAAACAUCAUCAACUUUGACCCUUCGCACCUCCGAUCGCACAUCCACACUGGAAAGCUCUGAUCCGCAAUAUGCUGCCCACACACACACAGGUUUCACACCAACACACACAGACACCCUCAUAGGGACAGAUGACUCACACACAAACACACAGAGAGACACCAGCACCAAUGCACACACACACACAUUCCCAAACACAGGCGCACUCACACACACACUGAAGGACACUAACACCGACACAUACACACUCUCAGACGCAAACACACGCACUUACAAUGACACACGCACAGAAGUUCCUGAACUUGACACACACACAGAAGCCGACAUUGGAAAUGCACUCACACACACAGCAGACAUACACACACACACCACAGCACCUGAGCUACACACCACAACUCCAUUUCCACACACACACACCGCACACACCACUAACACACCACUAAUACACACACUCACACCACAAACACACACACAUGGAACAGACAUACAAACACACACUCCCUCCUCAUACUCUCCUCCUCUCCCUCCCUCCUCCUCUCCUCCUCUCUCUACCUCUUCAUUCCCCUCUCAAUCUCUUCCUCUACCUCUCUCUCCCUCCACUCCUCCCUCUCACUCUCCUCCUUCAUCUCCUUUUCUCUCUCCUGCCCCUACUCUUCCUACACACACCCAGACACCAACAAACACACAAACGCUCACACAACCAAGUACACACACUCAACCAGAUACACACACACAUAGUGAGCUACUGCCCACCCCUCCCACGAGCCACACACACACCUCACCUCCCCUCACACACACACCUACACUCACACACACCUCCUCUCCGCUCACACACACACAUGCACACGUGCACACCACAGCCUGCCACACACACACUUCACCUCAACUGACAGACAGACACACACAGAGCCCAGCUCCCUGGCCCCGUCCCCAACCCACCAGCUCAUCUCCGGAUUGGACACACAGAGGACGAGUCAUCAUCCAAAAGGACCAAUCACCACACAUCAAAGAGGAGUAUUUUCAGCUGUUGUUGCAGGUGGAGUUUGAAGAAAACUGCAACUCACGCAUGGACACAUCUACAACAGCAUGGAUGGGGCCGUACCUAAUGAGAGCAGCAGGAUACAGGAGCACACACCUCACAUGGAGCAGUGGCUGUGUGUUCCAGAGUGUGUGUGUGUUCCAUACCGCCUCGUCUCUGUCUUGGCUCAGAGGGCCGGAGUCUGUUCUGCAGGAGGUGGGGUUAACACAAGCCUUAGAGGAGGGGCUUAUAAUCCAGGAAGUUCGAGUCAAGAAUAUCACAGUCGGAGGUUUCCAGGGGGAGGUCUGUGAUUGGCUGCUUCAGUGUGGCGAUGGCUUCCAGUGCGUUCCCAUUGGUGGAAACUUUACCUGUCGCUCCAGAUGCCACUCCCCCUUCUGCCACAACCAGGGGAUCUGCAUCCAUCGCCCGGGGCAACAGCCGUCCUGCCAAUGUCCCGUAGGUGAUGACUGGUGGUAUAUGGGCGUGCAGUGUGACGUCCGCAUGACCCAACAAAGGAUUGUGGGACUGUGUUUGUCGGCGGUGGUUGCCAUGGCCAUUGCUAUGGGCCUCCUGUGCUACCUCGUGAUUCGCCGAUUCAAGAUGCUGCUGAUUGAGGCCAAGAUAGAACAGACACGCAGCAGCUAUCGCAGGUUUAACCACUUUGAUGAGUUGUCAGCGCGCUAUUGGUCACGUGGUGGGUCAUGUGACUCAUGUCUGGAUAACCCCGCCCCUUCCUGUCGAUCUGACCAAUGGCUGCAGCUGAGGGCUGCGCAGAGGAGCUGUUGUAACCACGACGACACACUCUCCCUCUGCUCCAGCGCAGCACAGCUCAACACCAUAUAUGGGUCUCAGUACGGUUGGCAGGUCAGUAACGUGAGUCUGGCGGACGGCGUGUUGGACUCUGGGAAGGCAUCUGACCUGUCAAUCAAGAGCGACAUGUCAAUCAAAAGCUACGAGAUCGAGCCCAUACAGUGGACUCCAUAUCCACUACUACACACACUCUCACAGGCCCAGUCUCAACGGCGUUCCUACUGUGAAGGAAUGGAGUUGGUGGAACUGGAGAGAAGCUGGACCGCUUAACACGCACAAACACACAAA